Saccharomycodes ludwigii is the source of this 696-nucleotide messenger RNA. RefSeq lists its product as uncharacterized. The record is from RefSeq and is a predicted model, not a curated record. The transcript has a single exon. The coding region runs from base 1 to 696 and encodes 231 amino acids. Lineage: Eukaryota; Fungi; Ascomycota; Saccharomycetes; Saccharomycodales; Saccharomycodaceae.
AUGUACAUCCCAAAAUCUAUGGAAAUUACUGAUGAACAGACACAAAUAAACUUUAUAAAAUCUUACCCAUUUGGUGUCCUUUUCAGUUAUGAAGCCCCUUCUAUGUUUAAUAGAAAGUUAGACGAUCAAGAGAUGUGCGCAACUCAUUUACCAUUUUUAUUUAUGGAAGACAAGGAUGGGCAACAUAAGCUUAUUGCGCAUAUUGCCGCUAAGAAUUAUCAUGGUGAAAUGUUAAAGAAAAAUAAGAAAUGCAUGGUAGUCUUCCAAGGUCCAAACUCAUAUGUUUCCCCUGCUUGGUAUCCAGAGAAAAAGGUUACUCACAAAUUUGUUCCUACUUGGGAUUACACAGCUGUUCAUGUAUAUGGAGAAGCAAAAAUAAUUACCGAUCGUGAAAAAUUGUUAGAAAUUGUUGCUAUGAUUAGUGAUCAACAAGAAUCUAAAAGGCCAGAAGGAGAUAAAUAUGAACCAAAAUGGAGUAUAUCUGAUGCUCCUGAGGAAUAUAUAAAGGCGCUUUUGAAAAAUAUUGUUGGUUUAGAGAUCGACAUUAGUAAGAUUCAAGCAAAGUUUAAAUUGCACCAGAUCAACUCACCUAUGAAUGUGAAUGGUUUGAUUAAAGGCUAUGAGGAGGAACUCAGUAACGAUUUAGGGAAGACAAUGGCAAGCUUAACAAAAGAAUAUUACCCUAAACCAUUAUAG